UAUUUGUGUCAAUUACAUUUCCCAAAGCGGGAACACUUGCCGCCAUUUUCCCCACCCCUCCACCGGCCCUAAUUUUCAAAACAACAGCAGAUUCAACAUCAAGGGGUUUUCUAUCACGCGCAUAGUCACCUAGGAAUUCUCAUUUCACCGGCGACCAGUGCUCUGCCCGUAGGAAUAGGAUCAGAUAUAAAGGUGAGACACCUCUAAACCCUAAUCCCCCAUUCCAAUUAUUCAUACCAUUUAUCGCUUCACUCUCGACCCCCAUUUUUAGAUCCUUCGAGAAAAUGGAUACGUCGAAUCCGGCAGUUUUCGUCAAUUCCGAGCUGUUGAGACUACACGUCGGCAGGAGAGUUCGUGCAGUGAUUCAGGUGCUGAAAUCAGACGGUGGUGGCUCGGUGAUCGGAAAAUCGACGGACGAUCAGCAGUUGGUUAUCAAGGGCUACCCCUCUGCACCUCUUUCAACUUUUGUGGAGGUUAUCGGCAUUGCCGAGGGUAAUCAAUCUAUCCGCGCUGAAAUCUUCACCAACUUUGGUGAUGUUUUUGAUAUGUCGUGCUACAACGCUGUUUGUCAACUUGCCAAUAGGGAUUAUAAACACCUCUUUCUUUGAACAUCUAUGCAUUUGAGUUUAUUAGUAUAUCUCAAGGUUUAGAAGUGGCAAAACCUCAUAUUCAUAUCAUUGUCUUCUGAUCUGAUGGUUUUUUUCUGUGGAUGUAUUACGACAGUGUUGAUUAAAUUACUGUUUAGUCCUUCGCAAUCGGGGUGCAAAUUAAUCAUGUAGAGAGCUUUAUGGCUUAUGUAUUAUAAAGCACAAACGAGUAACUCAACCUUAUCAAUUAAAUAUUUUUGUA
Molecule: messenger RNA, 849 nt
Organism: Erythranthe guttata (spotted monkey flower)
Lineage: Eukaryota; Viridiplantae; Streptophyta; Magnoliopsida; Lamiales; Phrymaceae
Source: RefSeq, a predicted model, not a curated record